CAUCGUUAUCGACACAUUCCAUCUCGUAGCAUUUGUCCAGUCACAAGCAAGCGGUCACCUUCACCAUGAAAUAUUCGGUUGUGUUGAUUUACACCUGUGUUCUGGUGGCGAUGGCAAACGGACAUUGGAAAAAUAAAGGAACGGGCAAAUGUCGAGUGCAAAGUGAAUCGAAGGCAGGCAAAAGUCCAUCCUGGGAAUGGGUUGAUUGCGUUUAUAGUAACGGUGAUCUAAUUAUGAUCAGUACAACGAAACGGCCUACGACCACCCAAAAGCCUUUGAAAAUUGACGGACAAUUCAAGAAGAGGGGGCCGGGCAAAUGUUUGAUAAAAAGUGAGACUGAGAAGACGAAGAAAGGAAAUCAGCCAGCUUGGGUGUGGGUUGAUUGCGAUUAUUCAAGUGGGCGUCCGCAACCAAUCACUUCAAAGCCACCUGCCGUGAAAACAACAACGAUCUCUACGACCUCCCGGCCUGUCGUUCCAGUACCAUCUCUGGUCCAAAAUCAAGUCCGGCCUCAAAUACCAGCACAAGUUCCUGUCCAUCCAUCUAUGCAAGUUCCAGCACAGAUACUUUCUCCAGUGCAAGUUCCGGUACAGGUACGUCCUGCAAUACAAGUUCCAGUCCAGGUCCGUCCUCCCAUGCAAGUUCCAGCACAGGUUCGUCCUCCAAUGCAAGUUCCAGCACAGGCCCGUCCUCCCAUGCAAGUUCCCUCACAUGUUCGUCCUCCAGCACCAGUUCCAGCGCAAGUCCGUCCUCCAAUGCAAGCUCCCCCACAGGUCCGUCCUUCAACGCCAGCUUAUUAUCCUGCCUGGCCUUCCGUUCAAGCUCCUCUACGACCUCCAGCUCCUUUCCCCUUCCAGCCUGCUCCAGUUCCACCACGUCCUCCUACGCCAGCUCCGACUCCUUCGCGACCACCAAUGUCUUCUACAUCGAGAUCUGUUCCAGUUGCAACGACUCAGAAGACAUCAUCAACUACUGCGAGCAAUGAAGUCUGUAAGGGAAGGUGGUGCUGGAACGGUACAAUAUGGACAGAGAAAGGUAAAAGUUCAACAGAAAGGACGUUAAAUAUUUUCAAGAAACCUACUCUACCUUAAAGUGCUGGACAGGCUGGAACGCUCGUCAACGUGCAACAACCGAGCGACAAUCAAAAUGAAAAGCCCAAAAUCUGAAUCAAAUGUAAUUACUUGGCGAAUUUUUUUUUUGUAUUUACACCAAUCCACAUGCCAUUUGUCUUUUUUCUUUCACGAAGCAUGGCGCAAUAUAUUUAAACGUAAAGCCAAUAAAAGCAUUGAUACUUAUUAAUUAAGUUUUUUUACAACACCAGAUGGCGCUAGUAACAACGAGAUUGCAUUAAUA
Messenger RNA from Daphnia carinata, 1353 nucleotides. Its product is annotated as proteoglycan 4-like. Bases 66 to 1091 code for a protein of 341 amino acids. The record is from RefSeq and is a predicted model, not a curated record. The transcript is spliced from 2 exons. Lineage: Eukaryota; Metazoa; Arthropoda; Branchiopoda; Diplostraca; Daphniidae.